Molecule: messenger RNA, 1719 nt
Organism: Sphaeroforma arctica JP610
Lineage: Eukaryota; Ichthyosporea; Ichthyophonida
Exons: 3
Coding region: 1-1719 (572 amino acids)
Source: RefSeq, a predicted model, not a curated record
AUGGGGCAGAUAUUAGACUUCUCUAAGGAUGGUGUAGUGCAAAGUGAUGUGGGCGAGAGCAGCGACGAUGAAGAAUUCUGUGUCGCACCAGGUAAUGUUGGUCACCAAACCAAUUAUGGUGAAUCACACAACACAAAAUAUCGUGCAUCACACAACACCUAUUACCACAGUACACCAAAUCAACGGGGUAGAGAAAUAGCUUUUCAUGCAUCUCGCAACCCUUGUAUCGGCCCUCACGAAGUGGAAGACUCUGGUGUAGGCCUAUUCAGGCACGAAGUAGUUGGGUUUGAUGUAGGCGAACAUGAUAUAGGAGAGCAGAUUAAGAAAAUGCAUGAAGUAGGAGAGCACGAUACAGAAGAGCUUAAUGAGGAAACAUAUGGAGUAGGAGAGCACGAUAUGGAAGAGUUUAAUGAAGAAAUACAUGAAGUAGGAGAGCACGAUACAGGAGGAUAUAAUGAGGGAGAGUAUAAUGAGCUAGAGCAUGAUAGUGGAGUGAUCGAUACAGGUGAGUAUAAUGGGGGAGACCAUAAUGAGGGAGAGCAUGAUAGCGGAGUGAUCGAUAAAGGUGAUUAUAAUGGGGAAGACCAUAAUGAGGGAGAGCAUGAUAGCGGAGUGCUGGAUACAGAAGAUAAUGAGGCAGACCCAACACUGAAGCAAUCCGCAACUACAUCAAGUGAAUCAGACAUUUCCCUACAACCAACUGCUACCGCACCUGCACCAAGUGUAUCAGCCGUUGUUGCCCAACAACCAACUACUACCGCACCCACACAAAGUGUAUUAGACGUCGCCCCACAACUAUCUACUACCGCACUCGUACCAAGUUAUGCCGUGAAUUUGUGGUUUGAGUACCAACGUCGUAUGAAGAUGGAUAAUAACCGUGUUGUAAUCUCCACACGACUUGAUAUUGAAUCGAGUAAAUGUGUUCCCGAUCAACUGUCUAAAACGUAUGCGUGGGAUGGGCCUCCUUCUGGCGCGCCGAAAGCGGCAUUGAUCACUGUUCUUGAGGACAAUGACAAAGCACACGCUACACUGGUAUACGCCUCGCAUUGGCAACAGGUAUUUAUGUCUUACGAUCCGAUCAAUAAGAGAGCACGGGCCUCAAUUGACAACAAGAAGGCGGUAGUAAACGCGACCAAUCUAGUCAAAGACAACCCAGCCAUUCGGCGUUCACUAUCCAAUAUUUGCAGAAUGCUGGCGAUGCUAAACGAUCCAAUACAUCUACCACUUUUUAUGGCUACCAAAGGUGGACACGAGGACAGGGCAAUGUUGGACAACGGUCAGAUUAAGUGGAAGCACCCAUGCUGGGUUUUAUUGGGGAAGAACUACAGUGGCCCCAAUUAUCACUAUAAUCAUAAAGAUAUUGAGGCGGCGUUGGCAGCGGGUGAUACAUCAUCAACUGCGACCCAACCAAAGAUGCCUCAGUUGCCAAAUGUGGAUGCUUGGAAUAUCGAUCUAGCGAAGAUUGCUAGUGAAGAAGUGCCCAGAGAGCAUCCACAAAAAAUCGUGAAUGAUGUCAGAAAUGCCGAUCCGAUGAAUAUGACGCCUGUCUAUGCAGUGCAUGCGUCGUGCGCCAAUGAAUCAGAAUUCCCUGAAUCCAUGGCGAAGAAGUUGUGGAGUAUGUGGGUGUCAGUUCAACAAGAUUAUGGGCGUUUCUGGCUAGCGCAAUUGAAGAGUGAAUGUCAGGCUCCAAGCGUUCUCUGCUUUGCGCAGAACGCCUAA